AUGGGCGAUAGUGAGAACGGUGAAAUCCGCAGAGGUUUGAAGUCUCGUCACGUCCAAUUAAUCGCUCUUGGUGGGUGUAUCGGUACUGGUCUUUUCGUUGGGUCCGGUUCGGCCUUGUCUCAAACCGGCCCAGCUGCCUUGCUUUUGGGCUACGCUAUCAUGUCCUGUGUCAUCUACUUUGUCAUGAACAUUUUGGGUGAAAUGGGUACCUGGUUACCGAUCCCGGGUGCGGGUUCCCAGCAUUUCAUCGGUGCCUACUUGGAUCCUUCUCUCGGUGUGGCCGCUGGCUGGAACUAUUGGUACUCCUAUGCUGUCCUUGUAAUGGCUGAAGUCUCUGCUGCUGGUUUGGUUGUCCAAUACUGGACUGACAAGGUUCACAUCGCUGUUUGGAUCACUAUUUUCUUGGCUGUCAUCAUCGCAUUGAACUUUGUUGCCGUUGAAUAUUACGGUGAAUCUGAGUUUUGGUUCGCUUCCUUGAAAAUUAUCUGUAUCUUGGGCUUGCUUGUUACCGGUGUGGUGAUCUUCUUUGGCGGAGCUCCCACGCAUGACCGUAUUGGAUUCAGAUACUGGAAGAACCCGGGUCCAUUUGUCGAGCACUUAACUACCGGUGCUGCCGGCAGAUUCUGUGCCGUAUGGACCUCCUUGGUCAAGGCUGGUUACGCCUUCAUUUUCUCCCCUGAAUUGGUCACGACCGCUGCCGGUGAAACUGAGGCUCCGAGAAGAAAUAUUCCAAAGGGUGUGAGAAGAUUCAUUUACCGUAUUGUCUUCUUGUACAUUUCCUCGGUUGUUGUCAUUGGUUGUAUCGUGCCCUCUAACGACCCUCAUUUGUUGUCUGCCAUUGACGCUGGUGCUUCGACUGCUGCUGCUUCUCCGUUUGUUAUUGGGAUUCAGAACGCUGGUAUUCCAGUUUUGAACCAUAUCGUUAACGGUGUCAUUUUGACCUCUGCCUGGUCUUCCGGUAACUCGUUCAUGUAUGCCGGUUCUAGAUCCUUGUACUCCAUGGCUCGUGAUGGCUAUGCUCCACAGCUCUUUUCCAAGUGUAACAAGUUUGGUGUUCCGUACUACGCCGUUGGGGCCACCUCGGUCUUCUCCCUUUUGGCCUACUUGAAUGUGUCCUCAAGUGGUGCUGAAGCUUUCGGUUGGUUUUCCAACAUCUCCACCAUUUCUGGGUUCAUUGCUUGGAUUUUCGCCGCUGCUGCCCACACGAGAUGGAGACGUGCAAUCACCUUCCAAGGUUUGGAUGAUCGUGUUCCGUUCAGAACCCCAUUGCAGCCGUACGGUUCCUGGUUCUUGAUCGUCUUCAUGUCCAUCUUGACCUUGACUAACGGGUACGCAGUGUUCAUCGGUGGUAACUUCAACGCUGGUGACUUUGUCGCGUCGUACAUCUCUAUUCCGGUUUUCUUUGGCAUUUACGCUGCUCACAAGACUUACCUCUACUUCAAAACUGGUUACACUAGAUUCUUGAUCCCAAUCGCUGAGUUGGACUUGACUACUGGCUUAGACGAUGUUGAAGCUGAGGAAGCGGCCACUCCAGAGAGAAUUCCCAACAAUAUCUGGGAGAAGUUCUGGUACUGGUUGGCUUAG
This is a messenger RNA of Babjeviella inositovora NRRL Y-12698, 1584 nucleotides long. RefSeq lists its product as uncharacterized. Lineage: Eukaryota; Fungi; Ascomycota; Pichiomycetes; Serinales. Bases 1 to 1584 code for a protein of 527 amino acids. Gene Ontology annotation, cellular component: membrane. The record is from RefSeq and is a predicted model, not a curated record. The transcript has a single exon. Gene Ontology annotation, biological process: amino acid transmembrane transport. Gene Ontology annotation, molecular function: amino acid transmembrane transporter activity.